This is a messenger RNA of Micromonas commoda, 1384 nucleotides long. RefSeq names its product glyceraldehyde-3-phosphate dehydrogenase B (gene GAPB). The transcript has 4 exons. Gene Ontology annotation, biological process: glucose metabolic process. Gene Ontology annotation, molecular function: glyceraldehyde-3-phosphate dehydrogenase (NAD+) (phosphorylating) activity; NAD binding; NADP binding. The record is from RefSeq and is a predicted model, not a curated record. Lineage: Eukaryota; Viridiplantae; Chlorophyta; Mamiellophyceae; Mamiellales; Mamiellaceae. Bases 59 to 1276 code for a protein of 405 amino acids. Gene Ontology annotation, cellular component: chloroplast.
AGACCACCUAAGCCCUCACUAACACUAACUUUCAAAGAAUCUGCAAAACCAAGAGAACAUGACCGCUUUCGUUGCUUCUAACACUUCUCUCAAGUAUGGGUUCUGCGGUAACGUCGCCGGCUUGAAGCGCGGCAAGGCCGUGAAGGCCGCCGCCAUCAACACUAUGACCGAGGCUAAGGUUAAGGUCGCAAUCAACGGAUUCGGUCGCAUCGGCCGCAACUUUGUCCGUUGCUGGAUGUCCCGCGGGGCAGACACCACCCUCGAAGUCGUGUGCGUCAACCAGUCUGGUGGAGCCAAGCCUGCUGCGCACCUGCUCAAGUAUGACUCCAUCCUCGGCACGUUCGAUGCCGAUGUCAAGGUAGUCGAUGAUGCGACGAUCACUGUGAAUGGCAAACCGAUCAAGGUGGUGUCUGACCGUGAUCCACUCAACCUCCCCUGGAAGGAGAUGGGUAUUGACAUAGUCAUCGAGGGAACUGGUGUUUUCCUCGAUGGACCUGGCGCAGGCAAGCACAUCCAGGCUGGUGCCAAGAAAGUCGUCAUCACCGCUCCUGCGAAGGGAAACGACAUUCCGACUUACGUCGUCGGUGUCAACGCUGAUCAGUACGACCCUUCUGCCAACAUCGUCUCGAAUGCGUCAUGCACAACUAACUGCCUCGCGCCUUUCGCCAAGGUCCUCGACGAGAAAUUUGGCAUCAUCAAGGGCACCAUGACCACAUGCCACUCAUACACGGGUGAUCAGCGCAUUCUCGAUGCAUCGCAUCGUGACCUCCGCCGCGCCCGCGCCGCCGCGCUCAAUAUUGUCCCUACUUCCACCGGUGCAGCCAAGGCCGUUGCCCUGGUCCUGCCCCAACUCAAAGGCAAGCUCAAUGGCAUCGCCCUCCGCGUCCCCACUCCCAAUGUCUCUAUCGUCGACCUAGUGUGCAACGUCGAGAAGAAGGGCGUCACCGCAGAGGAAGUAAACGCCGCCUUCAAGGAAGCCGCCGAUGGUCCCAUGAAGGGUGUUCUCGCUAUCACGGAAACACCAUUGGUGUCCGUCGAUUUCCGCUGCUCGGAUGUUUCCACUACUAUCGAUGCUGCGCUCACCAUGGUGAUGGGCGACGACAUGGUCAAGGUCGUCGCCUGGUACGACAACGAAUGGGGCUACACCCAGCGCGUUGUCGAUCUCACCCAUAUUGUGGCCAAGGGCCUCAUCGAGGGUGGAGACGUCUCCGCUGACCCGAUGGAUGCCCUCUGUGCUGACGAUCCCUCAGCUGAGGAGUGCAAGGUUUUUGAUUAAAAAGACCAAUUGGUUGACCCGCAUGGUUCCUAUUUUUCGAAAGCGCGCAGCUGGCCGCCAAAUAGUUUCAAUUAUGUAUUUUGAUCGGAGUGCACUUCAUGAAUCUUA